Vigna umbellata (rice bean) is the source of this 828-nucleotide messenger RNA. RefSeq names its product Peroxisomal membrane 22 kDa (Mpv17/PMP22) family protein (gene PMP22). Gene Ontology annotation, cellular component: membrane; cytoplasm. The record is from RefSeq and is a predicted model, not a curated record. NCBI's taxonomy places the organism in Eukaryota, Viridiplantae, Streptophyta, Magnoliopsida, Fabales, Fabaceae.
AAGAUAUUUUGGGGCAACAACCAUAAUAGAUACACAGAAAAGUGACGGACCCAGACGCAGUUAGCUGCUAUUCAGUCAAAGGGUGGGAGCAAGAUGGGUUCUUUGGCAAAGAAGGGUCUCAACAGUUACGUCAAACAGCUCCAAGAAAACCCUUUGAGAACAAAGGUAAUCACUGCAGGUGUAGUAUCAGCGAUUAGCGAUAUUGUGUCUCAGAAACUUUCUGGGAUACAGAAACUUCAACUUAAACGUCUUCUUCUCAAAGUCCUUUUUGGAGCCGGUUAUAUUGGACCCUUUGGACACUUUUUUCAUUUAAUACUGGACAAAAUAUUCAAAGGAAAGAGAGAUACAAAAACUGUGGCCAAGAAGGUUCUGAUUGAACAGUGUACAUCUUCUCCUUUGAACAAUCUGCUUUUCAUGAUUUACUACGGAUUAGUUGUUGAAGGCCAACCUUGGGUGAAUGUGAAAGCUAAAGUUAGGAAGGAUUAUCCAUCAGUGCAGUACACUGCUUGGACGAUCUCGCCAAUUGUGGGGUGGAUAAAUCAUAAAUUCUUGCCUCUUCAUUUCCGUGUUGUUUUCCACAGCGUAGCAGCAUUUUUCUGGUCAAUAUUCUUAAAUCUUCGUGCACGAUCUUUGGCGUUGACUAAAGCCUGAAGCAAAGAACAGUACUGAUCAUAGUCUUUGAAGUAGAUGCUACUGUUUGUUGGGAGACUGUUAAUCUUUCCAGAGCGGAAUAUAGAAGUUUAGAAUAUAGAUGCUUUUGGACAAGGGUUGAUUGAUUUGGUUUUCAACUGAACUGAUCGUGGUUAAGAUGAUUUUAAAGUUGUGUGA